CGGCGCCCGGCCCGGCCCGGCCCCUUAAAGGCCCGGCGAGGGGCACGCGCCGCACUCGGGCGGGGGCGGCGGGGCCGGUGCGGGGCCGGUGCUGGGCCGCAGGAUGUACACGCUGACGCGCGGCCCCAGCAAGCUGGCCACGCAGCGCCGCACAGGUCCGACGCAGCAGGCGGUGGAGAGCAGCGAGCUGCGGGGCCGUCUGCAGCCCGGCGCCUGGCCCCCCGCCAGCCCAGCCCAGAAACUCGUCUUCAACAGAGUGAAUGGCAAGAGGCCGCAGGUGCUGCCACAGCAGGUCUUGGCCCCCGAGGAAUGCUACACACUGGCCCAUGAGGAGAACGUCCGCUUUGUCUAUGAAGCCUGGCAGCAGGUAGAGCAGCAGCUGAAUGGCAGCCGGAGCGGGGAGAGCGCCUGUGGCCCUGUGCAGUACGUAGAGAAAACCCCCAACCCUGGACUCAAAAACUUUGUUCCCAUUGACCUGGAGGAGUGGUGGGCACAGCAAUUUCUGGCCAAAAUUGAAAACUGCUCAUAAAAGUGAAGAAAGGUUUGGGAUUUUUAAGAGAAACAAAGCUGAGAGCAUCUGGUCAGAACCCAGAAUUGGUGGCAUUUUAGAACCACAUUUUUAAAAGAUGACUGAAAUCAAGUGACCCAUGCUACAAGGCCAGUGGGACCGGACCACAGCCAUGCCUGGCCACAUGCCCCCUCCCCGCACCCAGCGUGGAGCAGCAGAAUGCAGCCCUAGCCAGGAUUCCUUAAGUGCCAGUUCUCGGACUGCUGCAGCUCCUGCAGCCUCCAGCUCCCAGGGACGCUGCAGUGCCGUGCUGGGGAUGAGGGAGCGGAUCCCCCCCUGUGGCUGUAGCCACAGGGAGGACAGCCGCGUGCUGUAGCAGGACCGCCAGACAAUAAAGCGCUGAAACUGCCA
This is a messenger RNA of Phalacrocorax carbo (great cormorant), 919 nucleotides long. The record is from RefSeq and is a predicted model, not a curated record. NCBI's taxonomy places the organism in Eukaryota, Metazoa, Chordata, Aves, Suliformes, Phalacrocoracidae.